UGCUUGUGGGUCGAAUGUUUGUUUUCCGGGUGCAAAACAGUCAUGUAACUGAACCGUGGGAUAAUAAAACCUAUUCUGAAUCCGAUAUUCCUCCCCCCGCGCGUGUGGCAGCAUGGACUCGCUCGCACAGACCCGGCUGCUGCACGACGCGCGGAGCGACAUGGAGAGAGCAGAGGAGGAGAAACACGCAAACGAGAGGUUGUCCCACCAAAACACAAUAUGGAAACAGUUCCAGGCGAAAGCCAAGCCUCUUCUCAGCCCUAAAGUUGGCAUCAAGGACCACGGCUCCAAGAGGGAACGAGCGAUGUGGGCAUUCAGAAAGAAGAAAAGUGGGGACCACUAUGAUCUGGACAGAGGCAUGUCAUGCUCCCAGCCGGACCUCGUGUUCUCCCCUGCGGACGGGGACGCGAGAGACCCGCGGCUCUGCGGCAAAAUCGAGCUCAACUCCGGCCAACUCUGCGCUACCGAGGAAAGGUUGCAAGCGGCCGCGAAAGAAUCCUGCGGAGGCAGCGGCUCCCAUAGCCCAUGGAAGCCCGGUAGGGUUCGGCCGUGCGAGCCUUCCCAUCACAAGAGCUCCUCUCUGGGCUCGGCGUGUCUGGAGAGGCUGAUCGAGGCGUCGGUCAGCAGCGGAGGUGAAGCGCUGUCGACGCGGAAGGCGCGGGCCAUGGGUGCGUCUGCUCCAUUGGCGGCUAACCCCGACCAAGAGGCUCCCAGCCCGGGGAUGCAUACGCUAGACGUUGAGCUGAGGAGAGGACACAACCUGGCAGCGAGAGACAGAGGAGGUACAAGCGACCCCUACGUAAAGUUCAAACUGAGCGGUAAGGAGGUGUUCAGGAGCAAAAUCAUCAACAAAAACCUGAACCCUGUGUGGGACGAGAGGACCACUCUGAUACUGGACGGUCUGAGCGAGCCUUUGUAUAUCAAGGUGUUUGACUAUGACUUUGGCCUCCAAGAUGACUUCAUGGGCUCUGCAUAUCUCCCUCUGGACUCUCUGGAGCAGCAGAGAACAGUAGUGGUGACCCUGGAGCUGAAGGACUCCCACUACCCAGACCAGGACCUGGGUUCCCUGGAGCUGUCCGUCACCCUGGGUCCUAAAGACAGCCCUGUGGAAGAGCCCAAAGACUGCAAGACCAUGCUGCUCAGAAGGUCUUGGAAACGGUCCACAAAGCAGCAGCAGUCCAUGCGUCUCUCGGAGGUCCACCGGAAGUCCCAGCUGUGGCGGGGCAUCGUCAGCAUCGCCCUGAUCGAGGGUCGCGACCUCAUCCCCAUGGACCCCAACGGCCUGAGCGACCCCUACGUCAAGUUCCGCCUGGGCUCCCAGAAGUACCGCAGCAAGACCAUUUCCAAGACACUGAGCCCUCAGUGGAGGGAGCAGUUCGACCUGCACCUCUACGAGGAGACCGCGGGGGUGCUGGAGAUCUCCGUCUGGGACAAGGACACCGGCAGGCGGGACGACUUCAUCGGACGGUGCCAGCUGGAUCUGUCCACGCUGGCCCCGGAGCGCACCCACCGCCUGGAGCUGUCCCUGGAGAACGUCCCCGGGUCGCUGGUGCUCCUGGUCACCCUGACCGCCUCGCUGCACGUCUCCAUCGCCGAGAUGUCCGUCACGCCGCUGGACGACCCCCAGGAGCGCGCCCACAUCGCCCAGCACUACGGCUUUCUGAGGUCCUUCUCCAACAUGCGGGACGUUGGGAUCGUGAUGAUCAAAGUCAUACGAGCUGAAGGACUGAUGGCUGCUGAUGUGACAGGGAAGAGCGACCCGUUCUGUGUGGUGGAGCUGAACAAUGACCGACUUCAGACGCACACCGUUUACAAAAACCUCAACCCUGAGUGGAACAAGGUCUUCACCUUUAACGUGAAGGACAUCCACGCGGUCCUGGAGGUCACCGUUCUGGACGAGGACCGGGACCGGAGCGCCGACUUCCUGGGAAAAGUAUCCAUCCCCUUGUUAUACGUCCGUAACGGCGUGCAGAGGGGGUAUGUACUCAAGAAUAAACACCUGACUGGACCCAAGAAGGGCGUUGUUUACCUUGAGAUCGAUGUGAUCUUCAAUACUGUCAAAGCUGCCCUAAAGACGAUAGUUCCUGCAGAAAACAAGUAUAUCGAAGAGGAUCCAAAAGUUUCGAAAUAUCUGCUUCAGCAGAACUUCAACCGGGUGAAGAGGUGCAUCAUGGUCCUAAUCAACGUUGGCUCCUACAUUAACAGCUGCUUCGAAUGGGAGUCUGCCCAGAGGAGCAUCUUGUCCUUCCUGGUGUUCGUGCUGGUGGUGUGGAACUUUGAGCUGUACAUGCUCCCUCUGUUGUUGUUAAUGCUGCUGGUGUGGAACUACAUCUUCUGCUUGAGGGAAACGACAGACACCUCAAUGGAGGCCAUGUUUGACUGGGAAGAAGAGGAGGAAGAGGAGAAGGACUGUGAGCGUAAGGGCUUCCUGGACAAACUGUACGCCAUCCAGGACGUGUUCCUGAGCGUGCAGACCGCCCUGGACGAGGUGGCCUCCUACGGAGAGAGAAUCAAGAACACGGCGAACUGGACCGUGCCCUUCCUCAGCUGGCUGGCCGUCACCGUCCUGUGCGUGGCCAUGGUCCUCCUCUACUUCCUGCCCCUCCGCUACCUCGUCCUGGCCUGGGGUGUGAACAAAUUCACUAAGAAGUUGCGGAACCCAUACUUGAUUGACAACAACGAGCUGGUGGACUUCCUCUCCAGAGUUCCGUCCGAUGUCCAAGUGGUCCAGUAUCGGGAGCUGAAAGUAGAUCCUGGACAGAGUCCGAACAAAAGGAAAAGAACCAACCCAGGCUAGCUGUGAACACACUAGCCAUGAAUGUAUGAAACUCUGUAAAUAAUAUUUAUUUUCUUAGUUUUGUUUUUACUUUUUUGAGCAAUUUGCUUGUUUUUUGUUUUAUUUUGAAGAACUGCACCUUUUUUUUUUUCAAGCUCACCUUUAAGAAAAGCUGUCCUUUAACUCAUGAGAGUGACUGUAUGUAUUGAAGAUCAUUGUGGAAUAGUUGUCAAAUAUCAAGAAGAAUGCCUAGAAAGCAUGUGUGUUGUUGAUUGUUGUUAUUAUUAAUCAAAUAAUAUACUGUCUACAUUAGUUUGCAAGCACAUAGUUCAUUGAGGAAAUGGAAUGAUUGAUAGAAUGAUUGACACAUGCCAUGCAAUGAUUACCCCGUUGCACAAUACAAUAUGUGGAGUUGAAAUAAGGGCAAGAAUACCUAUGGUACUGUAAAAAUGAAUGUUGUUUACAAUAGUGUAAUAAUAUGUUUACAACAAAGGUUGAUCUAUGGAAGAAAAAGUCUGAUCUGACACAAAGCCAUCUGUAGGUCAUUCUGAUAUUUACGUUAAAAAGGUUUUACCCCAAGGUGUGACUUAAUUUAGCACGCUUAAUCUAAAUAUUCCUGAAUCUAAAGGCUCAUCCAACACCACGUAGUAAACAACCUUUCAAUUUCUACAUAAUCUGUUUAUUUUGUUAAUGCAAUUAUAAACGAUAUUUCUAUGCACUUUAGCUGAAUAUCUACUCUGUUAGUCUCAAUGUUACGCAUGUACUGACGUCUUCCUUCACAUAUGGUUGCCUCGGUAAGCCUAUGGCGUGUACAUAUUUCAGCGGAGAGAAUGGACCCUAUCCGCAGGUCACCAACAGCAGGGAAAAGCAACUUCCUGUUCCUGUGAUUUAUAACAUUAGGUUGGUUUUAUUUCAUGUCUGUUGCCGCACCAACACGGUGUGUGUAUAUUAACCAGACUAGGUGUGGCUAUACUUGAGUACCGCCAUACCGAAUUGGAACAUGCCCAUAAUUGAGGUUAUGAGCUACACCUGUGUUUUUUCUUACGGUGAAAAAGGGCCUGGUUCUUGCAUGAUGUGCACGCUGAAAUGUAACCGGUUGUGGUCUGUGCGUGUCUGUGAACCUACUGUAUAUCCAAGUGCAUUUAUCUGCUAAAGGCUAAACAAGUUUUCGUCUCUGUGUCUCUGAACUGUCUGAAUGCAUGUGAAUUCAGAAAAAAGAUAACUCAAACAAACUGUUUCACCAACAGUACUACAAUGAACGACAUUGAAACGGUCCUAAGAUUUAUCUCGAAAAGAUUCUUUACUUAUUUGAUUUAUUGGGGUUAUUUUUGGUUCAUUGUUUAUAUUAUAAUUAUUAUUAUUUUUUUCCAUAUUUGAUAUGAUUGUUUUAUUACUAAAAUGGUAUGCAACCAGAUUAACUUUCUUGUAAUGUAUAGGACAUCCAUUUGUAUACAAGUGCACAUUGGUCUAUAAAAUAUAUUUAUACCCAGAUCAACAUUGUUGACUGUG
Messenger RNA from Gadus chalcogrammus (walleye pollock), 4285 nucleotides. Its product is annotated as multiple C2 and transmembrane domain-containing protein 1-like. The transcript has 21 exons. Gene Ontology annotation, biological process: regulation of neurotransmitter secretion. Gene Ontology annotation, cellular component: synaptic vesicle membrane. The record is from RefSeq and is a predicted model, not a curated record. Gene Ontology annotation, molecular function: calcium ion binding. Lineage: Eukaryota; Metazoa; Chordata; Actinopteri; Gadiformes; Gadidae. Bases 113 to 2797 code for a protein of 894 amino acids.